AUCUAGAGUGACUGGAGCGCAGAGGCAGCGGAGAAUCACAGCAGCACAAACCCACUGCGCUCAUGGCAUCAAGGAGAAUGGAGACCAAACCAGUCAUAACCUGCCUCAAAACGCUCCUCAUCGUCUAUUCCUUCGUGUUCUGGAUCACGGGGGCGGUCCUGCUGGCAGUGGGAUUAUGGGGGAAGUUCAUUUUGGGUCCGUACAUCUCUCUGAUCGCUGAAAACUCCACCAAUGCUCCCUUCGUGCUCAUCGGGACCGGGACUACGAUCAUCGUGUUCGGGCUGUUCGGAUGCUUCGCCACGUGCCGCGGGAGUCCAUGGAUGCUCAAACUGUACGCCAUGUUCCUGUCUCUGGUUUUCCUGGCAGAGCUGGUCGCUGGCAUCUCGGGCUUUGUUUUCCGUCAUGAGAUCAAAGGCACCUUCCUGAGGACGUACAACGAAGCUGUUCAGAACUAUAACACCCGGGAUGAGAGAAGCAUUGCGGUGGACAAAGUCCAGAGGAGUUUGCGUUGUUGCGGUGUUCUGAACUACACCAGCUGGUUCUCCAGUGUUUAUUACCCUGCGAAUGGACUUCCUCCGAGCUGCUGCGCUAACAUCUCCGACUGCAACGCCUCAGACCUGAGAAACGCCACCAUAGCGCCCACCAAAGUCUAUCAGCAGGGCUGCUAUGAGCUAGUGACGACCUUUAUUGAGACUAACAUGGGCAUUAUCGCUGGAGUAACAUUUGGAAUUGCAUUCUCGCAGCUGAUCGGGAUGCUGUUGGCCUGCUGUCUGUCACGAUUCAUCACUGCCAAUCAGUACGAGAUGGUGUAGCGGCGUGUGCACAGACGCCGAAGACGUACGACACCUUGGAAAGGGAAAGCAACCCAAAAA
Molecule: messenger RNA, 872 nt
Organism: Rhinichthys klamathensis goyatoka
Lineage: Eukaryota; Metazoa; Chordata; Actinopteri; Cypriniformes; Leuciscidae
Gene: tspan7
Product: tetraspanin 7b
Exons: 8
Coding region: 63-812 (249 amino acids)
Cellular component (GO): membrane
Source: RefSeq, a predicted model, not a curated record